AUGGCUUUGUCCGAUUUCUUCGCUGGAGGUGAAGAAACCGGAGGUUCGUGGGCGGAUGAUAUAGACUUCCCCUCUGCUCCUGCUGCUCGUGAGAACACCGGCCCGAAACGAGGUGAACCCGGUUAUCUUGAUUCUAUGCCUGACCGAGCUGCAAGAGGAUCUUCUGGAUUCCCUGGAGCUCCUUCUCGAGAAGAAUUACCCCUUCCUACCGUACCACCUUUCACCGCCUUUGUCGGCAAUCUCUCAUACGAACCUGAUCUCGAGGAUGCCGUCAAAGAUUUUUUCACCGAUUUGAACCCUACAAGUGUCAGAAUCAUGAAAGACGCUACUGGAAAGCCUAAAGGAUUCGGAUACGUAGAAUUCCCUACUCAGGAUGCCUUGAAAGAAGCCUUAGGAAGAACAGGCGCGCAAUUACAGGGAAGAACAGUCAGACUUAGUGUAGCCGAUGCUCCUGCCAACCGAAGAGAUGCCCUCCCACCUUCAGCAGCCGAAGAAUCAAAUCAAUGGCGAAGAGCCACUCCAGUCGCACCCCGAGCCGAUGCCCCCACUCCUGCUCGACGAACUCCCUCAUUCUCUCCCGCUGAACCUGGACCCGAUAGAGAUUGGGGAGCUGCUAGAGGAGCGAGAUUUACCCCUGCGCCCCCUGUACCUGCCGGCGAAUUUAGAAGAGAUAGCUCUGGCGCUGGAAGGGUAAGGGAUGUUACCCCAGGUGUAGCGGACGAAGUGGAUCAAUGGAGAAGCAACAAACCUUUCGCUGAGCCUAAAGCCGGUUCAAGAGAUCUACCACCUCAUCAAAGAGGCGGUCCUCCUUCUGGACAAAGCAGCCCAGGUUUGGCUGAUUCGGAGAAUACUUGGUCCCGAGCUACCAAAUUGAGGACUCCCGCCGCUGAAGUUCCUCCCGCUCGAUCAUCGACCCAGUCUCCUGCCGACGAUAAAGAAUGGCGAUCUGCCCGAGCUACCCCUGCUGCCAGUCAACCGGGUAGUGCCGAUGGCGAGAGCCCUAGACAAGCUCCUGCUGCUCCUGCUGCGCCCGUAGAACGAAGAAAACUCCAACUUGCUCCCCGAUCCGUCCCUGCUACACCCUCCACCGCUUCCAUUGAAUCUGACUCGCCAUCAAGUCGAGCAUCAAUCUUUGGUACCGCUAAGCCCAUCGAUUCAGCUUCAAAAGAAGCAGUAGCAGAAGCCAAAUUGGCGCAAAAAGAGGAAGAGAGAAAGAAAGCUAGGGAAGCUGAAAUUGCCCAAAAGAAGGAGGAAGAAGAGAAAGCUAAAGCUUUUGGUGAAGAGAGACUGAAAUCUAUCCAAGCUGCUCAAGAAAAAGCCGAAGCUAAAGCAUCUGGCAGACCCCAACAACAAAGGGAAAAUUCUGGAAAACCUCAACAACAAAAUCAAGGUCAACAGAAAUUCCCUCCCAGAGAAGGUGGUAAUAAAAAAGCGCACCCGCAUCCCCAUCCUACCCGAAAAGCGUCAACGGAACCUAAAAAAGAUGAAGAAGGCUUCGAACCUGUAACAUCCAGGAAAGGUUCCACCGCUCCAUCGAACGCCCCCUCAGCGACCCAAGAAAAUAAACCUAAGCGUGAUGCUACCACACGACCGGCAUUCUCUUUCGCCGCUGCGGCAAGGGCUGAAGGAUUUGUGGAAGGAGACGAGGAUGUAGUUGAUGCCGCAAAAGGUAUCGAAGAAGUGAAGAUCUAG
Molecule: messenger RNA, 1692 nt
Organism: Kwoniella shivajii
Lineage: Eukaryota; Fungi; Basidiomycota; Tremellomycetes; Tremellales; Cryptococcaceae
Exons: 7
Coding region: 1-1692 (563 amino acids)
Cellular component (GO): cytoplasm
Molecular function (GO): poly(A) binding
Source: RefSeq, a predicted model, not a curated record